Suillus paluster is the source of this 1002-nucleotide messenger RNA. Its product is annotated as N-acetylglucosaminylphosphatidylinositoldeacety la se. Gene Ontology annotation, biological process: GPI anchor biosynthetic process. The coding region runs from base 58 to 876 and encodes 272 amino acids. The transcript has 3 exons. Gene Ontology annotation, cellular component: endoplasmic reticulum. The record is from RefSeq and is a predicted model, not a curated record. Lineage: Eukaryota; Fungi; Basidiomycota; Agaricomycetes; Boletales; Suillaceae. Gene Ontology annotation, molecular function: N-acetylglucosaminylphosphatidylinositol deacetylase activity.
UGCAAAGCUUUUCGCCAUGACUGAACUGGUUUGAACUCUGGAUUGGUUAUAUAAAACAUGAUUUUUCCUUUUCUUCUGGCAGCUCUAUCUCUCUUGCUUUCUGUCGUUUACAAGCCAUCUGAAUUUAACGCAGAGGCGUUAUUAGAGCGUCAGCGAACUGUGUUGCCUCCACGCAUCCUCCUAUUAACCGCUCAUCCUGACGACGAAUGUUUUUUCUUUGCGCCUACCAUUCUGGCGCUUCGGCGAAGUAACCUAAGGCCGGAAAUCUUCUCCUUAUGUUUGUCCAGCGGAAAUGCUGAUGGUAUCGGGGAACAAAGAAAGGGAGAACUUUGGCGCAGUUUAGACAUCCUCGGAGUUGAGGAAGAAAGACGUUGGAUUGUUGAACACCCACAGUUGCAAGAUAAUAUAACGCAGGAGUGGGAUGCAGAGAUUAUUGCGGAAGUCCUUCGACCCUAUGUAAUCGAGCACCACAUCACGUCUGUUCUGACUUUUGACACCAAGGGGAUAUCUUUGCAUCCCAAUCACUUUUCGCUCCCAUUGGGUGCAUCCCACCUCAUCAAAUCCCUGUCAUCUUCCUCACAUGCAUCUGUGCCACGUCUCUUCAGUUUAGUCACAGUGCCGGUCCUUCCAAAAUACACUGGGCUAUCUUACGCUCUUCUUGCUCGACUUCCUGUCGUUUCCCAAGCUUUUUUGGCCUUUAAGCCAAUGGUGGAUCCACUCCCUGUUUUUAUUUCAGGAAUCCCAGACUAUCUCACAACUGCAAGGGCCAUUCUAGCGCACGACUCGCAGAUGGCGUGGUUUCGCUACUUGUACAUGACGUUUUCCAGGUAUAUGUGGGUCAAUGAAUGGGUAGAGUUCAAGACCCAGGAGUCGUGAAACGCACUUGAUACUACUAGUAGUACCACAUGUAAUAGUUUAUGAGCGCCGAUGUGCGUCAGCAGGUUGUCUUAAUACGUCUUGGGACCAUAAUAUCAUUGGACCAACAUUGGUCUCAUAAAUUGA